AUGGCUGCGCAACAGGAGGCAGCAAAGGAUUAUCAGCCAACGCUCCAGGGGCCUUUGGUAGGGGAGAAGACUCCAAGUGAAGCUAUCACAAAUGAAUAUGCUAAGGGCGACCAAGUGUAUGUCGAGAAAACAGCUGCACUUCCCCAAACCUAUUCACAUUAUCGUCCCAUUAGAGGCGACGGUAAUUGUGGUUGGAGAGCAAUUGGUUUUUCUUAUUUUGAGAAGCUCAUCGAACGCGGCGACCAAGCCCAGAUUGAGGGAGAGUUUGCGCGGCUCAAGAGUUUAAACCAUUUGCUGGCCACAGUUGGCCAGUACAACUACUUCGAGGAUUUUGCAGAUGAAGCCUUUGAUCUGCUCCGAGAACUUGCAAGAAUCGUGAACAAGCCAGACGCUGCGCAGUCGCUGCUCCACCAGAGGUGGAAUGACACGGCAGUAGAAGGCAGUCUGAUAUUUUAUUUUCGCUUGCUCGCGGCAACAUACCUCAAGGCAAAUGCAGAAACGUAUGAGCCAUUUAUUCCAGGAGGACAGAGUGUUGGAGAGUAUUGCGGUCAUAAUAUUGAAAUUGUCAACCGUGAGAUUGAGCAACUAGGCAUCAUUGCGUUGGUCAACAUACUACUGAAGCCCGUCAACUUUGUCCUGGAGAUCGCAUAUUUGGACCGAAGUGCCGGCAGCCAAGUCAACCAGUACCGAUUCCCAGAGGAAGCGAAUGGUAAGGAUGCCUCAACCUUGGGCCCGAUCAUUUAUCUACUAUAUCGGCCGGAUCACUACGACAUCUUGUACCGAGCAUCUCCCGUCCAUCCACCCGUGACUACUUCCUCGACGCCUGUAUCUUUGCAGGUAAACAGGGUCACGGGGUUUACACACAACACUGCAUUUAAUAAUACAGGUGCUACAAUGGGCACCUUUUCCACGGUAGAUUUUGGUGCGCUCAGCUUGAUUCCCGGCUUGAGUACUGGCUCUUCCGACGGCCUGGCAAGUUUGAUGUCUAUGCCAGCGGUGACUACCGCAGCAGCCAGUCCCAUCAUUGGAGACGGUUUCUCUCCAAGCCAUCAGGCAGCAUGGAUGUCACAGUAUGGAUCGGACAUGCAGUCGGUGAAGGCCGAGUCACCUACGCAGCAGCCUCCACCGGCAAUGGCGACAGUACAGCAUGCUUCACCAGCUGCUUCCCUAACACCAACGACGCCGAUGAACUCCCAUCCACCGAUGUUACCUCCGUCCGCAAACUUGGGUGCCCAACAACUCCCCCCACACAUGGCGGCGGCGGCUCCUGGGGCGGCGGGAUAUCCAAUACGGUUCAGCACUCACCAACUCGACUAUGAAAAUAACAGCUUUCCGGAGCCCUUUCAGGUGAUGACGAAUACUUUUAAGAAUAGCGUGUGGAAUCGAGCACACUAUGGUAAUCCAGACUUUCAGCCAGAAGAAUGGAAUCCUGAGGAGGAUGGCUGUGAUAAUCGACUGGCUGGGAAGAGAAAGGUUAGGAAGGACUCUGCCUGA
Molecule: messenger RNA, 1494 nt
Organism: Pochonia chlamydosporia 170
Lineage: Eukaryota; Fungi; Ascomycota; Sordariomycetes; Hypocreales; Clavicipitaceae
Product: ubiquitin thiolesterase
Exons: 4
Coding region: 1-1494 (497 amino acids)
Biological process (GO): protein K48-linked deubiquitination
Cellular component (GO): nucleus
Molecular function (GO): cysteine-type deubiquitinase activity; ubiquitin binding
Source: RefSeq, a predicted model, not a curated record